CUUCCGGAGGGCUCCCUUUCGCCUGCAAAUGGCUCCCUGCACCUUUAAAUAAUUAAUCGCCGCCGUCUUCGCCUCUGCCUUCCGCAUGGGGCUGGGGAGGAGACAGCCGCAGCCGCCGCCUGAGCCCAGUGACAUCAGCGCCAGGGCUUCGGCAGCCACCUGCUCCCAGCAGCCGGAGACGCAGGGGAAGAGAGAUCCUGCCCGCUGGGAUCCCCCCGCUCCAUCUUUCGCCCUCGCCUCCUCCUUCCAGCCCAGAUUUCCUCUCCAGGCCGUCCUCGGAAGAAGCCGCUCCAGCCAGAAAUGGAGGCAAACAACCAUUUUAACUUCACUGGCCUUCCUUCUUCACCUGCUGCCUCAGGACUGAAACCGGCGCCUUCCUCAGGGGACAACAUAUAUACAAACGGAUCUCCCAUGAACUUCCCCCAGCAAGGGAAAAGUUUGAAUGGGGACAUGAAUGUUAAUGGCUUAUCUACUGUAGCUAACGCUAGUACUUCAGGGACCCGCUCCUCAACCACCUCACACCUCCACCACUCCUACGACUAUCUCUGGAACUACUCUCAGUACCCAUCUGGCAAUGGCAGCAACCUCAAGGACAGCCCACUGUUCUCCCAGUAUCCACUGAAUGGUGUUGUUGGAAGCAAUCGACAAGGCUCACCAGGGCACACUGCCAAUCUGAGGGGGGUGGGCGGGCAGGAAUUUUGGGCCAAUGGCACCCCAGGGGCCAUGGGUCUGAACUUUAUUUCGACAGAGCUCUAUGACUCUUUCCCUGAUGAUCAGAAUUUUGAGCUCCUGCAAAAUGGCCCGUCCAGCUUCUACACAUCAUCUCAGCCUUCUCCCAUGCUGAGCUCGGGCAGCCAGGGCUUCUCUCCACACCAGGAUGAACCAGGAAAUGAGGAGCCUGUGAAAGAAACUGCAUCUACUGCCUCAGAAAACGGCACCAGCCUGUUGGGCAGCAUGGAGCUGGAGAGCACACAGCCAGACUUGAAAAUGUGUGGCUAUAAUGGCUCUUCUCCGGUUGUUGAGCCGCUCAGCCAAGAAGCCUCAGUCUUGGUACCUGAUGCUGGAGGUGGUUGUCUGGAAGACACUUCACGGAUACCACCUCCCUUGGAAGACCCUUUGGAGCCAUUUGAGUCACUGGACAGAGAUCCUGGAACAGGAGACCUCUAUGAGAUGGAUACAUCUGAGCUGGUGAGCGACAAGUCCCCUCUAGAGGACCCACCCGACAUCUCUGCCUUGGAUUGUCCUGGCAGCCCGUCUCUGAACCAUUCUGACUCCUUCAGCCUCUUGGCCGAUGAUAGUCAGCCUGACACCUCACUUUUUGGAAGUGCCAAUUUGCCACCUGUUCUUGAGGAAUCUGUUUUGCAAGACAGCAGCCUGGAGUUGACAGGUGUGGGUGAAGUGGAACAAGAAGACACAGAGUUUCUGGAUUCACAAGCAUCUCUGGAAUCAGAGAGUCUAGAUGCCACUUUGGAUGCUGUGGUCAGCAACAGCUGCCUGGAAGCCCCUGCAUCUGUGAUAGAUGAGGGCAACAAAGAGUCCUCAGCAUUCAGCGUGUCAGCGAAAGCAGGUGACCUUCCAAGAAGACGGAUAGCCACAGCAGAUGAGGUGCGCUACCCUUUAAAGCAUGGGUGGCGAAGGGAGGUGCGCAUUAAGAAGGGCAGCAGCCGCUGGCAGGGGGAGACCUGGUAUUAUGGGCCCUGUGGCAAGCGGAUGAAGCAGUUUCCAGAGGUGAUCAAGUACCUGAGCAGAAACAUUGUACCGAAUGUCCGCCGUGAACAUUUCAGCUUCAGUCCUCGGAUGCCAGUAGGAGACUUCUUUGAAGAGCGGGAUACUCCUGAGGGCUUGCAGUGGGUAAAGUUGCUGUCGGAGGAAAUCCCUUCACGUAUUCUGGCCAUCACGGGCAAGCGGGGCCGGCCCCGCAAUACCGAGAAGGCCAAGGCUAAGGAAAUGCCGACGGUGAAACGUGGAAGAGGCCGACCUCCCAAAGUGAAAGUGCCUGAUCUUCUGAGCAAGACAGAUGCCCGGGUUCUGAAAAAACUGGAAGCCCAAGAGGAACUCAGCGAUGAAGAUAAACUGAAGAUGAGCAAGAUAAAGAAGAAAGUGAGGCAAAAGGUGCAAAAUAAGCAGAAGCAGGAAGCUAAGACACCUGCUAAGACCAAGGAGACCAAGGCUAAGGAAGUCAAAAGAAGGCCCAAGCUAAAGAAGGAGAACAACAACAAGCCAGAGAAAAACAGCAAACCAGGGAAGACUAAGCUGGAGAAGCCAAAGGAGAAAGUGAAACUGAAAGAAAAGAUAAAGCCCAAGGGGAAAAAGGUGGCCGUACCAGCCAAGGUACCUCGGAAGGUGGACAAGAAUCUAGCUCAGCGACGUCAAGAAGAACGGCAGCGACAGCAAAUGAUUCUGGAAGAGAUGAAGAAGCCCACUGAGGACAUGUGUCUUGGGGAUCACCAGCCUCUGCCAGAAUUUUCUCGCAUCCCUGGGCUGAUAUUGCCUAACCAUGCCUUCUCAGACUGUUUAGCCAUUGUGGAGUUCCUACACAGCUAUGGCAAGGUUCUUGGCUUUGAUGUAUCCAAGGAAGUUCCCAGCUUGAGCACGUUGCAAGAGGGGCUUUUCAAUGUAGGAGAUAGUUUGGGUGAAGUGUUGGACCUCCUGAUUAAGCUGGUGAAAGCCGCACUCUACGACCCUGGCCUGCCUUCCUACUGUCAGUCUCUGAAGAUCCUUGGUGAGAAACUUUCUGAGAUAACCCUGAACCGUGAUACUGUGUCCGAGGUCCUUCGUUGCUUCCUCAUGGCUUACGGAGCAGAUGAGGAUCUGUGUGACAGCUUGCGCACUAAACCUUUCCAGGCACUGCCCCCACACAAGAAGGCUUCUGUCCUCGCUUUCUUGGUCAACGAACUUAACAGCAGUGCCCUUAUCAUCAAUGAAAUUGACAAGACUCUGGAGAACAUGUCCAACCAUAGGAGAAACAAAUGGAUAAUUGAGGGCAAACUGCGCAGGCUGAAGAUUGCCCUAGCCAAGAAGACAGGACGGCCUGAGUCAGAAAUCAGUGGCUUGGAGGAAGGCCAUUGGCGGCGAAGUUCACGAAUCACAGAGGAGAAUGAGGAUAUGGAACUGGAACAGGAGGAAAGGACAAGAGCGUACAAGACACGAAAAACUGAUGAGAACGACACUCCAGUUUUCAGUGUGCCUGAGCUGGAAAGGCAAAUUGAAAAGCUGUCCAAGCGCCAGAUGUUCUUCCGUAAGAAGUUGCUACAUUCCUCACAGCUGUUGCGGGCUUCAUCACUUGGGCAGGAUCGAUAUCGGCGCUGGUAUUGGGUUCUGCCCCAUCUGAGUGGGAUCUUUGUAGAAGGCUGUGAGGCCUCAACAGAUCCACCCAGGAAUGUGCUGGAAAAGGAAGAGGCUUCGAAAGAGGAGGAAAAACGUGACCUAUCGCCAGUCAAGAAGGAGACCACGGAGACACCAGUCACUGAUCACAUGAACUGUACAACUUCAUGGUCAUGGAGCCGGCCAUGGAGGGACAAUGUGGCGGCACUGCAAUCGGAGCCUCUCCAUCCCAAGUUGGAUGAGGCCAUGCCCGUCAAUGGCUAUUUGGAGGACUCCCUGUCGCUGGGCCAGUCGCAGCAUGACCUCAGUCAGUCCGCCUUCCUGUCCUGGCUCAGCCAGACACAGCAGGCUUCCUCACUGCUCAACAGUUCUGUGCUCACCCCAGAUAGCAGCCCUGGCAAAGGGGACCCAGCCCCUUCAGAACUGCCGGACUCAGCUGCGGAGGAUGAAAGUGCAACAGAAACUCAAGUUACCUGGUUCAAUUUGUUGCCCAGGGCGUCCAGCAAUGACUGUCCACUUGCUACCUCCAUUGACCACCCUUCUCCCAAAACUGCUCCCCAGCUGUGCAAGCCUCCAACUAGGGACCAGCCAAAGACCUCAGCCCGACAGCUGAAUGGCCUCUCCUCAACCAGCUCAGCAUUGCCGCUACUGGCCUCCUCUCCUCUUCAUCCUGGCACCAGGGGCCACAAUACUAGAGCCAGAGGCAACCCCAGUAAGGCCCAGGAAUCUCUAGGACAGCCCAGACGACGGGGGCGGCCCCCCACUAAAUUCUUCAAGCAGAUUGAGCAGAAGUACUUGACACAGCUGACACCGCAGCCUAUACCCACAGAGAUGCAGAGUGGCUGGUGGUGGCUGCAGGAUCCAGAGGAGCUGGAGGCUGUAAUGCAAGUGCUGCAUUUGCGAGGGAUCCGUGAAAAGGCCUUGCAUAAGCACCUCACCAAGCACAAAGAGUACCUACGGGAGGUGUGUGCCCGAGCUGCGAAUGAUCCCAUCUUCCAGACCCAUCCCGAGGGUGCCGGCCACCCCGUCUCCCAGGAAGCCUUGGACCAGUGGUCAAUGGCAGAGCGAGCCUUUGAGACGGACCUUUCUGUGCUUCAGUGGGUGGAGGAACUGGAGCAGCGGGUGCUGAUGGCUGACCUACAGAUUCGAGGCUGGACAAGUCCAGAUCCUGACUCUCUUCGGGGUGACUUGCGGUAUUGUGAGCACAAGCUGGAGCCUUUGGAAGAUAUAACCAUAAAAAAUCGGCGUGAGGGACCAGCCCUGCAGCGUGAAGCUACUCACCCUCUAGACCUGGCAGUGCUCCGGCUGGCAGACAUGGAGCGGAACGUGGAGCGGAGAUACCUCAAAGAGCCCCUCUGGCCCCCACAUGAAGUGGUGGUAGAAAAAGCUUUGCUGAGUAAUCCCAGUACCCUGGAGCUGGGAACCACAGAGAUCACAUAUGAAAUCACACCUCGCAUGCGGACGUGGCGCCAGACACUGGAGCGAUGCCUCAGUGCUGCCCAAGUGUCUCUCUGCAUUUAUCAGCUGGAGCGUUCCAUUGCUUGGGAGAAAUCAGUUGUCAGAGCGACUUGCCUAGUGUGCCGGAAAGGGGAUGAUGACGAGAAUCUGCUGCUGUGCGACAGCUGCGAUCGUGGCUGCCACCUCUACUGCCACCGGCCCAGGAUGACCGAGGUGCCAGCUGGUGACUGGUUCUGCUCCCUCUGCAUUGCUCAGAUGCAAGGAGAAUACCAAAAUGACUACGGCUCUCUGAGGCGGAGCAGGAAGCGGAAAGCGUGUGCCGCUGGCCCUUUUUCGGGGAGCGAAGAGCUCAGCCCUCGGCCCCGGACAGCAGCAGCCCAGCAGCCCAGUAAUCUGCCCAGUGUUCCAUCCCGAUACUCAGGCGAAGGCCUCUCCCCCUCCAAAAGAAGAAGAGUGUCUACGCGAGGCCAGUGUGCUGACCUAACUUUCUGCGAAAUCAUCCUAAUGGAGAUGGAGUCACAUGAGCAUUCCUGGCCCUUCUUGGAACCUGUCAACACCCGGCUGGUGCCUGGCUACCGAAAAAUCAUCAAAAAUCCUAUGGAUUUUUCCACCAUGAGAGCACAGUUGCUACGGGGCGGGUACACAAGCUGCGAGGAGUUUGCUGCUGAUGCUCUUCUGGUGUUUGACAACUGCCGGACCUUUAACGAGGAUGAGUCUGAGGUGGGCACGGCCGGGCUGGCCAUGCGCCAGUUUUUUGAAAGCCGGUGGGAGGAAUUCUAUCAGGGAAAACAUGAGACAAACCCCUGAAGCGGGCAGAAUGGAGAAAGAUGAGAGGUGCCUGUGGGGAAUCCCUUCCCUUUUGACCCUGUUCUGCACAUUGUCUCUUCUGGAGUCCAUCCUGCUAUCGGCUGAUUUCUUGUUUUCCCUGUCGCAAUGACUGGACUUGGAUUGGCAUUUCACAGCAACGGCAGCCUCCUCCGCUGCCUGGAUCCUCAGAAGCCCCUCCCCCAUCUCUUCACUCUACGAAACACGAACUCUCUGACUGACUGUCUUAGCCAAAAAAGAGAGAGAGAGAAAAAGAAUAGUUUUUUCAAAUGGAAAAACCACAACCCACAACCCCACCUUAGCUGGGGCUAUUUAAUAAUAGCAAUAGUUCUUAGUGAAUGUGUAAGAACACUUUUUUCUGUGCAGUGUCAGUACCAUGCAUUAAUGGCCAGUAACAUGGACGUUAAGUUUUCCUCCUUUUUAGAGUCGCGUUGAAACAUGUCAAAGCAGAUCACUCCUGCCUCUGGGAAUGACAACCUUGAUGACACUGAAACAUGCUGCUUCUCUUUCCCCCGCCCACCCUGGACCCCAACUCUGUCUCUCCCAAUUCUGCUUUCUUCCUUUCCAAUAGCUGCCCUAGUUGUGACUAAUUUCUUUCUCCUGACUUCGUCCUGAAACCAAGGGUCUGUUUGGAGCUGCAGCCUAUUGAGGAAGGGGGCAAAGAGUGGGGUGCGAGGCAGCCGUGCUCUGGUGGGUGUCUUGAGGGUCUUGUGUUGUGAGGCACCCCUUCAGGCCACAUGUUCCCUGGUUAUCCCGGACCCAGGACUUUCUCUGAGCAGUGACCCCCUGACGUCAGCUCUUCACCUGUAGGAGGGGUCUUUUAUGUUCUUUGCCUCAAUUAAUCCAGAUUAGGAUCUCCAUUCGCAUGUGUAUGCUCAGGAGUGGUUUAUUCCAGAUUUUGUUUCUAAGGGAGUUGAACAAAAUGGGAAUAAUCCAGAACGAAUGUCCAGCAAGGAGAGGAUAUCGAGUAGAUCAUAGUUUUUGCCAGGCAAAGCCAAGCAGAGUGAAACUGGAGGGACCUUCUCACUGCCUCCAACUUUACAUGGGAUACUUCCAAAAGUCCAUGUAGCGAUUGCUGUGCCCCAAAACUGGCUUUUGUGCUGUAAGAAGACAGCUCAUGUUCCCUCUGAUUGUGGGAGGUGUGCUGUACUGUGUCACUGGGCUACAGAGGACCACUCCUGAGCUUGCAGGACUGUGGGAAUAGUGGGUUGUGCAUUUGGGAAGGAAGGACUGGAUAUUGAGACUGCCCCGUCAGCUGCUCAGGAAUUGUGGAAAUUGUGUCGUGGGAUCCUGGCCUUGUUAAGUGCUCCCCCACCCCCAGUGUUGUUCCUCAGGGAUGGCUACUGUCUACAAAGAUUGAUCUGCUAUCUUCUCUGUGUGUAUGUGUGCGCGUGUGUGGUGGGAUUGCUUGUUCCCUGCCUGGGACACAACUCUCAGUCCAAUGUAGGUGUUUCCUCCCUGAAGAAGAUGUCGAUUUUUAACCCGCUUAGGAAAGAAUGCAGUCCUUCCAUCCUCAAAUGGCACACCCAAAGUGCAGUUGGGUGAAAGACGAGAUAUUAGAGAGAAGUGUCAUCGCGUCUCCAUUUUAGGUUCCUGUUGCCUGGUCGUGAGUUAACAAUGUGGGGUUUAAAGUUAUGCUAACAUUGGCUAUCAUGACAGGUGUAUCAGUUUAAGCUUUGGGUAGGUGACACACAAGAGAAGAUAAAGUGCUUCCUCUAUAAUGAGCAGCAUAGCUGUUUGUGUGGACAGAUGUGCACAUUUCUGCUUGGCAAGUUUAUACAGGAAGAAAGAAAAGAGGAAGCAGGGGUUGCUCACGCUGAUUCUAUUGCCAUUGUGUGAUGUCCACUGUGAUGUCCUCAGUCUAAAGUUCUGGAACCACAGUUAGGUCUUGCCCCUCGUUUUCAGACUAUAUUUUCUGUGCCCUUUCUACUGUUCUGUUCACACCCACAUCUAUGGCCCCCACUCUUAAUACUUCAGCCCUUCUUCCGAUCCCUCGUCAGACCUCUCUUGAGUGUUUUCAGGGGGAAAGCAUAAUCUUUUAUCUAUAGUGACUCUCCUGUGUGGGCAAGGUAUCCUUUAUACUUGUGACAGAGCCACGAAAAGCAAUGUUUAUUGUGAUGCUGGCUGAGAGCCUUAUAACUCUCCAUGGUCUCAGCCUAGCCACUGCUCAGGUGCUGUGUUUUGAUUCCAGCAACUUGGGGAAUGAUUGAACAACAUGAGCUAUUUGUUGGAGAUGAGCACAAGCUCCAUGCAGAUGAAUGGGGGCUGUUUGUGGCUUAAUACAUAACCAAGCUGGCUUUAUGCAGGAGACCUGUGGGAUUGUGGCCACAUUAACAAGGGAAGUUCAGCGAAAAAGAGCUCUGAAAUAUGUACUUCCAACUCAUGUUGUGCUUGGAUGUCAGGCACCUGGCCAGACGAGAAUCCUUGCGACUGAAUCCAGAUGUAUCCUGUCCAGUUAUGUCCUCCCUCACCCAUCUGUUGUCACAGCCCAGGUGAACAAAGUAAAUGCUUUAAAAAAAAACUGGUUGUCUUGAUAGUGGCUGGUUCUCCCCUCCAAAAAUAGUCUGUGAAGUAGCUAUAAGCAAAUGUAAGAGAAACUAACUAUUGCUUCGCUCGUAGUUCAGCAUCUCCCCAGUGGUCACCUCCUUGUGGAACACGAGAGCCUGCUGUGGCAUUUUGUGUUCCAAGUCAUAACAUGAUCUCCACUUCCCUCCUACUCUGUUGCACAGCACCUGGUUCCUAGGGAGACUGCUGCCUGAGGAAAGAGAUUCCCCUGACCUGUACAGCACACCAACAUUGUGGGCGUAGAAAUGCCUUGGGUCAUAUUCCAUCCUCAGCUGCCUGCAGACCUCAAACAGGAGAUGCCACUGUUGUUGGUUCUUCUCCAUUCUGUUUUACAGGAUGCUGGUCCAGUACUCCAUAUUCCGGUGCAGAGAUGAGGCAUAUGGGGAAAGGCUAGAGGAAACCCCCUUGGUCUUUUCACUUUACUUCCCCCAACUUUGGGUAGAUCAGAGGGGUGGAAAGCCACACCCUGAAACCUGAACUCCCUUGCUGCUUUUCAUACCCAGCCUAGCUCCUCAAACCAUUGUAAUUACGGGUAUCACUUAGGGGCAGAUAAAAGGCUGGCAGGGUUUCAUCGGGAGAUGGCUUUCCUCCCCCAUAUUCAGCCGUGUGACAUCUGGGUGAGACUUGUGUGUGCGUGUGCGUUUGUCUGUGUCCCAACCCGCGUCGACCAAUCCAAUUGCAAGAGCACUGAUGUAAGUAAAAUGUAACCACGGGCGAUGUAGCCUGGAGACCGUAACCUCCCUUUCUGUGCUUCCUCCACCCCGAUCUCACUCCCCCGCCCCAGUCCCCCCAAUUGUUUUCAACAAAACGUAGCCUUUUUUUUCUAUCGGAUAACCUCAAACUUUUAUUUUAAAUUUUGGGAUUUGUUUUUUGCUUUUAAAUAAAGAAGUAGAUUUGAAGUCUAUUUGAAACUGACUUUAUAUUAUGCAUAAAUAUUUAUAUUUUAUCUGAACUUGUGCUGUAACAAACUUCUUUUGGGUGUUCUUUUUUUUUUUUAAAGUGAUUACUUUUUGCUGUGUUUGGGAUUUUUCCCCUCUCUUCAGUCAUGGGAAACCGUAGUUUUGCAAGUAUCGUUUGUUAGGUUUGGAGGGGAGAGAGCUGCUGUAGAAAUGCCUGCAUUUUGAGAUGCAGACUCUUGUACCAUAAAACAACGAAUCCAGGUUUGUCCUAAUCUUUGACUUCAUUAGGGAAUAAUCUAUGACCUUAUCAGUUUAUAAAUUCAUUGGGUUUUUUUUACAUGGAUUUUUUUGAAACUGAGUUUAAAAAAUUAUAACUAGAAUUUGUCUUCCCCUUUUGGCUAAAUAUCAGAAAGGAACCAACUGACCCGCUCACUAUCCUUUAAGUUGCUCUGAACAACAGAAAGGGGGGAGGGGGAAUGGGGGGGGGGAAUCAGACUUUUUAUAUGAAUAACCAAAUGUGUUUGUUUUAGUGAAUUUUUGAUAAUGUACAGUUUUUUGUGAAUUUAAAUUGAUUUCUUUCUAUAUUUUUAGGACCAACCUCAUUUUUAAUAAGGUUUAAAAGAAAGGGGGAAAAAAGUCUAGAAUUCCUGUUUUGUUUCCUUGUGAUGUUUCCACAAGUACAGAUGUUAGAGUGCUUGUCAAGUUUCAAAGAAUAAACAAAAAACAACCCACGUUUGAUAGAGAAGAA
Messenger RNA from Sphaerodactylus townsendi, 9819 nucleotides. RefSeq names its product bromodomain adjacent to zinc finger domain 2A (gene BAZ2A). The transcript has 29 exons. The record is from RefSeq and is a predicted model, not a curated record. Gene Ontology annotation, cellular component: rDNA heterochromatin. Bases 301 to 5589 code for a protein of 1762 amino acids. Lineage: Eukaryota; Metazoa; Chordata; Lepidosauria; Squamata; Sphaerodactylidae. Gene Ontology annotation, molecular function: DNA binding; protein binding.